Molecule: messenger RNA, 846 nt
Organism: Aureococcus anophagefferens
Lineage: Eukaryota; Pelagophyceae; Pelagomonadales; Pelagomonadaceae
Exons: 1
Coding region: 1-846 (281 amino acids)
Source: RefSeq, a predicted model, not a curated record
AUGAGCGCGCCCGUCGUCACACAGCGGAAGCGACGCUCCCGAGGCGACCUGGGUCCAUCGGCACACGAAUUGCGCUACGCGGAACCGACGCUGAACGGCGACGGCUGCUAUUUGGACGGUUCUCUCGCGCGCGACGAGGGCGACGUCCGCGACGCUUUGAACCGCUCAAAGCGCGCGGCGAAGGCCUCCGCGGCGUCGCACCCCGCCUCGGCGCCCCGCGUCAGCCUGGAGCUGCCGCCGCGGCCGAACUUUAACGAGCUGGGCGACGGGGAGGCCGCGCGCCGCCGCGAGGCGAUCGCGUACUUCUACCGCAUGAUCGGCGCGCCGGACGAGGAGACCUGGGACGGCCCCCGCGGCUGGGCGGUGUGGGUCAGGAAGCAGAUGAACAUGUCGCCCGAGUCGACGCGCUGCGUGAAGGAGGUGUUCCGGCAGCUGCGCGACGCCGACUCGCAGGGCGUCCUCUACGACCCGCGCGCCUGCGACCUGCUCGCGGGCGCGGCGCCCCUCAUCGUCGAGGACUCCAUGGAGGCGACCAUCGUCUGCAACGCGGUGCAGCAGGGCGUGAGCCUGGGCCAGGCGACGGUGCUCGUGAACGUCGCCCGGGGCAAGGCCGUGCCGGAGCGCGCGCCCUUGAGCUACAGCGCCGUCCAGGGCUACUGCGCGCGGUCGGACGUCGUCGACGUCGCGAAGCGCGGGACGAAGAAGAGCGGGAGCCUCGACGUGAACUCGCCAGGAGUCCUGGGACACCCUCGAUUUGCGGCUCGCUCGCGGUUUCGCGCGCGUUCCGCGCUCGUUCCGUGGCCGGUGUUUUUGCAGAAGAACGUCGAGGUAGUGGCGAUCCAUUAA